This is a messenger RNA of Alternaria atra, 942 nucleotides long. RefSeq lists its product as uncharacterized. Gene Ontology annotation, cellular component: NuA4 histone acetyltransferase complex. The record is from RefSeq and is a predicted model, not a curated record. The transcript has 3 exons. Gene Ontology annotation, molecular function: histone binding. Lineage: Eukaryota; Fungi; Ascomycota; Dothideomycetes; Pleosporales; Pleosporaceae. Gene Ontology annotation, biological process: chromatin remodeling; regulation of transcription by RNA polymerase II. The coding region runs from base 1 to 942 and encodes 313 amino acids.
AUGGCAGAAGCAGUAACACCGUCAAACACGGAAGACGUCGCGCACGAUGACCUCUGCCCUAUAUGCCAGCUACUCCUCUUUACGCCCGUGAAAACUCAGUGCAACCACUUACUAUGCGCGUCAUGCAUGGCGCAGUGGUCUGACGCCUCCAAUACCAACCGGAUCGAACAUUCGAGCUGGGAUGUGAACCUCGCAGACUUCGACCCAAAUUAUGAUCCGACGUAUGACCUCGAAGCGAACUGUCCCAUGUGCAGGACUCGUACCACUGCGGCCCCGGAUAACGCGUUGGCAAGGCAGUUGGAACAGAAGUAUCCCAUCACAUAUGCCGAGAGACGGGUGGAAGAGGAAGAGGACAGGGGAUCACGCAUCGGGCGUGACGGCUUUGAGGGUGUCAUGAUCCUCAUAGGCAACAAGCACAGGCUCAUCAGGAAUCCUGGCGACGACAACGAGCACGACUGGUCAUUUUUUGUGCGCACAUCGAGACCGGAAUUAAUCAAGGAAGUGCACAUCUACCUGCAUCCUACAUUUCGGCGAAACCACGUUAUCCUCCGAAAACCACCUUAUGAGUUCAAAGCUCGGGGCUGGGGAACCUUCGUCAUUCGUACCGAAAUCGUCCUGAAGCAGCCAUACAACUGGAUCAUCGAUAAUGCUGGCACUAGACAGCAGGCACUCGAGCUGGAAUGGGAGCUCGACUUUGAAGGGAGAGGCAGACAGGGUCGGGUAAGAGCGAAGGUUAACAAACUCGAUGUGGAAGCCAAUCAGGCCGGUCGUACCUUGCGGGCGAGGCGUCCACCUGCAGCUAGGCCUAACCCGGAUGAUGAGGAUGACGAGUUAGAUGAUGACUAUGAAGAAGCCGAGGACGAGGAUGAGGACGACGAAAGCUCAGAGGACGAGGACUUUGAAGAAGGCACCAGCGAAUACGUUGAGCCGUCUCGGAGAUAG